Molecule: messenger RNA, 3544 nt
Organism: Clunio marinus
Lineage: Eukaryota; Metazoa; Arthropoda; Insecta; Diptera; Chironomidae
Source: the annotation of a GenBank genome assembly
UUUUAUCGAGAGUGAUUUGAAGAAAAAAAUAGUUAAAUUACUUAUAAACAGUGAAUCUUCUGGUUUUUGUAUGGUAUAAAUUUAUAAAUGAGCAUUUAUGGAGUAUGUAGGAUAUCAAGGAAAAGAAAGAAAAAGGAAUAAAAGCGAAAAUCCACACCUUUUAGAAAUUUACAACUCAAAGUGAUUUUAUAAAGCCAUUUAUUCAAUCCAACAGAACAUUGAAGCAAAAUAUUCCAUUCUAAGAGUUGAUAACAUUAUUUAAAGUAACUGAACAUUGUGAAACAAUUGGCAAAGCUAACAACACUUUGUGUCAUCAUGUGAAUGCAUUGCGUCAUUGCAGCUAUUUUCAUCAUCUUCAUCACCUUAAAAAUUAAUAUUUGAAUAAAACGAAAGAAAUUAGAACGUGAAAUUUUAGAAACAAGAAGAAAAUUAUAAAAAAAAUUCAUCAUGCCACUACCAAAGCGGGUUAUUGAGCCGCUGUUUGUGGCUCGUUCAGUUUAUCAACGAAAUGAACUGCCAGGUGAUUUAGAAACUGUUACCAACACAACACUCACAAAUAUUAUGCGACAAUUGUCAUCACUUGCAAGACAUUCCGAAGAUCUUUUUGGGGAGUUGGCAAGGGAAACAAACAACAUGGCUGAUCGUGCGAAUUCACUUCAAGGAAGAAUUGAUCGGUUGUCGAUUAAAGUCACUCAACUUGAUAGCGAUGUGAAGGAAGUUCCAUUAAAGGACAUCACGAAGAAGAAAGCAUUCAAAAGCAUAACUCAAUUUGAUCAAGACAUCUUUUCUCGUGCCACAAUGCCAACAGCAAUGUUAGAAACUUAUCAAAUGUGCGAUAAACCGCCACCUUUAGAUAAGCUCAACAUUUAUCGUGAUGAUGGCAAAGAUGGGUUGAAAUUUUACACUGAUCCGAAUUAUUUCUUUGACUUAUGGCGACAAGAUAUUCUUCAGGAAACUGAAAAGAAGAUGAAUGAUCGUCACAAACAGAAACAUAAGCCUAAGUCAGAUACAACAGCUGCCGGUGGAAAGCGACAAAAUAAACGGGUAAGACAACCGACAAAUACACGAGAGAAGCAACGACAAAUUGCUAUCGGGCAUGGUGAAACUUUGAUGCCGAACAAUGUUAUUUAUCGCACUCCAAACUCGAUCAUUAAUCAACAACAUCAGCAACAAGAUGUGACGAUCUACAGUAGCACAGAUUAUUAUGAUGGACGACCAAAUCGUCCGAAUUCGAUCGAGUUAAGACGAAGUUAUCCUGAUGGAUCGGAUGGGUAUGCGCCAACAUCGCCAGGUUAUCAACAGCAAAUGAGUUAUCAACAACUGAAUGACGAUUCAGCUUAUAAUUCAUCGAUGUAUGGACAAGGACAACAAAUGGAAAGUCCUUACGCUCCUGGCACACCAUCAAGAGGUGGGAAGUUAAGACCAUCGCACCCACCGCCAGCACCACCAAGCUCCGGAUCUGGUGGAACUCCAAAUGUCUCAAAUGCAAACACACCAACAAGAGGUCGAAGCAUGUCAACAGGACGUGAUGUGUUGCCACCGCCACCACCAAUUCCAGAACUUUCGCCACCUCAUCAAAUGGGAGUCGCUAAUGGUGGCAUCUUAAGACAUCCUGGAAGAACUUCGAUGAAUCAACGCAAUGAUUCUCCUCAAAGAAAUGAUAUGAAUAAUCAUGUGAUGGCACAACUCAAUAGUCAGAUGAAUAACAUAAAUAUUAAUGAUCUGCCGCCCCCACCACCUGUUCCAGAUCAGUAUCACAUGUCACCACAGAAAAUUUCUACAUCGCCACCAAAUGCUCCGCCGCCAGCACCUCCGAUGGCACCACCACCACCAAUGCCUAAUGGAAAUCUUUCGAAUGGCAUUGGAAAGCCUGCAAAUAUCAUCACACCACAAUCAAACAGUCAUGCUGGUUUGUUGAAGGAGAUUGAGACAGGUAUUUCAUUAAGAAAAGUUGAACCACAACCGAAUCGAGUACCAAGUGGUGGAUAUAAUCAAGGAGAUUUGAUGCGUGAAAUUCGAGAAGGUAUAAAGCUUCGAAAAGUUGAGCAAUUACGAGACGAUAUUCGUCAUCAAAAGCAGUCGAAUCUUCAUGACGUUGCUUCGAUUCUUGCACGUCGUGUGGCAAUUGAGUUAACAGAUUCGGAAAGUGACAGCGAUGAAAGCGAUGAAGAGUGGAUGGAACCAAAUGAAACAUCCGCUUGAUAUAACGAGAAAGCGGAAAAGUCAAAGAGUGAUGGAAAGAAGAAAUAGUUUCUGCUGUUUCGAAGAAAGACUGGCGUAAUUGAAAGUGGUAAUGGAUAGAUAAGAAUUUGUUGAUGAUAACGCUCUGAAAAACACAUUAAUUUUCUUUUUUAUACUAAUAAAAUAAAUAAUCUUCACGAAAAUGUUUCGAUAGAAAAAGCACAUGUCAAAAGGAAACAAAAUAAUCUGAAAACAUUUUAAUAAUCAAGAAAUUUUCAAAAAGACAUUUUUAGUACAUGUUGCGAAACAUCAUGUUGCAUCUUAUGACGUUGUGUCAAUAUGCGACAUUGUUUCAUGUGUUGUGUUGUACAGCAUUUGUGUCUCCUUGUACUAAAUAAUUAAAAAACUUUUUACAUAUACCUAAAUUGUUUAGUCACCUCAUCUCUAUCGUAUCUUCCUUCGAUGUGUCAAAAAUAAAGAAAAGAAAAAGCUGCAUGCAUAAAUUAUCUACAUAGAUUAAAUAAUCACAGAAAUGGAAUAUCAUAAAGUACUAAUUAGCUACUCAAAAUUAUGCUUUGACUAAUGACAUGAAAAUUAAAACAAAUCAAUGCUUUAAAAGACAAAGAAAUUAUCAUUAAUUAUGGCACAAAAGUAGAGUUGAGUAAAGUACUGAAAGAUCACAGAGUUUUCUUCAUUACAAUUAUUGAUCGAUUAACUCACGACUUCCAAACUCAAACUCUGCACAAAUGAAAUUUGCAUUUAAUAUGAAAUAUUCGAUCGAAUUUUAAAUGAAAUUGAUGAUGACAAAAAUAAAAGAAAUUUUCAGUUUUUACGUAAAGCGUGAAUUUUGAAUAAGGGAAAUUUAACAGGCAGUUUAAUAGCAAAGUUGGAGUUGAAUUAUGUCAUUUCCUAUUCAAUAUUUCAUUCUAAAUAUUCGAAAAAAAGAACAAUAAUUAAUUCUGAAAAUUAUUAAUUUUUGUGACAUAACUUUUUUUAUCGCUCAGCUAAAUAAGCAUGUAACAAAAUAAACAACGAGUUAUUUAUAUUUUGCGCAUAAAAUAACAGGCAAUUUAUUGAAAUUUGCACUUUUUAUCACUCGAGAAGACUUUUGUAUCGUAAAAAGUGAUUUGCAUUCAUCUAAAGAAAAGAAAUGCUUCAAAUUAUGCAUGUAAAUAAACUUGAAUUAUAAUUACUUUAUUGUUUAUGAGUUUACAUAUGAUAAAUUCGAGAUUCUUCGAAUUACUAGAAAAUGUAAAAACAAAAUAAAAAUGCUUUAAUUGCGUUUCGUUUAAUGAAUUGUAUAAAAAAAGUUGAAAUUGUAGGAUUAAGCAAGUUUAUGGCAAGAAAAAGCUUUCAUGCGUUA